ACGCCGCCACCUCCGCCGCCCCACUUCAGGUCUCGGCUCCUGUCCCGGCACUUCUCUGUCUCUGUCUUCCCGGUGUUCCCUCUCCCACGGCCAUUCCUCCUGCCAGCUCUUCUCCUGGCCGGUCCAGCCGCAAGCUACAGGCAGAGCUGGGAUUGGAGCCCAGGUCCUUCUGCACCUCCCAGGUUGACACUGCGAGGUGGAGGAUGGAGAACGUCACGUCGAGUCCGCUCACUUCUAAGACCCUCACGGCCACAGAGGAACCCCUCGCCGAGGACUCGGACGCCAUCACCUUCCCCCUCCAGGUCUUCAGCAUGAUCAUCUACUCCUCGGCCUUCCUCGUAGGCACGGUCGGCAACGGGCUGGUCAUCUGGGUGGCCGGCUUCCGCAUGACCCGCACGGUCACCACCAUCUUGUUCCUCAACCUGGCCGUAGCCGACUUCAUCUUCUGCCUCUUCCUGCCCAUCAGUGUGACCCAAGUGGCCCUGGACUUCCACUGGCCCUUCGGCUGGCUGGGCUGCAAAUUCUUCACCACCCUUGCCGUCUUCAACCUCUUCGCCAGCGUCUUCCUGCUGACCCUCAUCUCCAUUGACCGCUGCGUCUCCAUCCUGCGGCCCAUCUGGGCCCGGAACCACCGCACCCCGAGGCGGGCGGCCCUGGGGGCCGGGGGCAUCUGGCUCCUGGCCCUGGUCCUCUGCAUCCCGACGCUGCUCUACAGGGACACAGAGAUGUAUGAAAAUGGCUACGUGUCCUGCUUUUUAAAUUUCGACCCCUGGAAUGAGACCGCCGAGGACCCCGAGCUCUUCACGGUGACGGAGGCCCAGAGGUACAAGGCCCAAGUGGCCAUCCGCUUCGUGUUCGGCUUCGCGAUCCCUCUGGUCGUCAUCUGCAGCUGCUACGGCCUGAUCGCGGCCCGGCUCCAGGACAGGCAGGCGAUGCGCUCCAGACGACCCUUCCGCGUGCUGGCCGCCGUGGUGGCCGCCUUCUUCUUCUGCUGGUUGCCCUUCCACAUCGUGUCCUUCAUGGAGCUCGUUGUUAUCCUGAACCAGUUGGAGGACCUGGGCACCUGGGUGAUACUCCUGGGUUCUCUCAGCACUAGCCUGGCCUACGUCAACAGCUGCCUGAACCCCAUUCUUUACGUCUUCAUGGGCCGGGACUUCCGAGAGCGGCUGCUCCGGUCCCUGCCCGCCUCCCUGGAGCGCGCCCUCGCGGAAGAGUCGGCCGACUCUGACUUCAAGGGGAGCAACUUUGUGUCCACUCCCCAGGACACCGAGUCCCAGGAGGUGUGAGAUCCUCUCCCGGCCCACCACAAGCAGUGUGGCCUAGUGGAUAGAGCAUGGGCUUGGGAGU
Molecule: messenger RNA, 1347 nt
Organism: Ornithorhynchus anatinus (platypus)
Lineage: Eukaryota; Metazoa; Chordata; Mammalia; Monotremata; Ornithorhynchidae
Product: N-formyl peptide receptor 2-like
Exons: 3
Coding region: 204-1286 (360 amino acids)
Biological process (GO): complement receptor mediated signaling pathway; inflammatory response; positive regulation of cytosolic calcium ion concentration
Cellular component (GO): plasma membrane
Molecular function (GO): N-formyl peptide receptor activity; complement receptor activity
Source: RefSeq, a predicted model, not a curated record